CAGUAAUCAAGCUGAACACAGGAUAUGAACUAAUAGCAGACAAUAUAUUCUUAAGCUUGAUUUGUUUUAUAAAAAACAAGGCGAUUUGGGUUCAUUGGUUUCAAAAGGAAUAGAAAUGAGUAUGGGUUCCUGCUUACAUAGAUUCCCAACUCAACAUUUUGAAAUACAAUGACACCUCUCUUGGUUUAAGCAUAUCUGUGGAUUGGAUAAACUAUAUAUAGACAUAGGUCAUAAUUAUUUCUUAGCACCUUGGUACAGUGCGAAAAUAACAAUGGGCUGUAGCAGUAGUAAAUUAGUUGUUCCGAGGGUCACAUAUGAAGUCUUGCCCGAUGGUUCCGUUCGUCCACGAAGACUAUAUUACGCAGAAUGGUCAAGUGGAAUCACAGACUCCAAUUUGGGAACUGCCUCUACAUACCUCGAGCCGAUCGCGAGAGACUGCGAUGAUGGCCACGAAUCACCAAAAGCAGGAACCAGUGACUAUGAAACGUUGGAGUCUUUGGGAACCAAAGGAUGUAACCUGCUCAAACAUUUGGAUAAAGGUGAGAAGACUAGUGAAGCCACACCAUGCGGAGACAAGGACGAAUCAGAAACAGACAAAGACACGACCACAACCCUUGUGAAGAAGGAGUCGAUUUCAUAUCAAACAAUGACAAAUCCCAGACGACGCACCCCACCCAAAGUGUACUUACUUGGCUCCACAAAAGAAACCAUAUUACAGGAGAAGGAUAAAUGUAGAGUUGUAGAGAUGAGGUGUAGUGGUAAAAAUUGAUCCGAAUAACAAGAGAGAUAAAUUACAUAGGUUCUGGGCCGAUAUAAA
Owenia fusiformis is the source of this 817-nucleotide messenger RNA. NCBI's taxonomy places the organism in Eukaryota, Metazoa, Annelida, Polychaeta, Sabellida, Oweniidae. The record is from the annotation of a GenBank genome assembly.